CAUCAUUUCUCGAUUUCUCUACUCCAAGUCGUUAGCUUCUCCGCAUUUUUCUCUCGACGUCACAGCGGUUCUCUCGCAGCUGAGAAAAAACAAAAAUGUCGCAGAAAGAUCAAGAUUUGGCAAGUAUCAUCGACCGAGCGGCUGUGUUCAUAUUCAAACACGGAGUUGAGUAUGAGGCGGAGCUCUUGGAAACGUUUCCAUGUCACACCUUUUUGAAGAGCUCUGAUCCUAAUCACGGAAUGUACCAGAAGAGGCUUAUGGAAUACAGGAACGGAACUGCUGAUACGAUGAGGGUUAGUGCCGAAGUCAUUGAGCCACCUCCAGGUAGUACCAAAACUCUGAUCGAGAGAACAGCGAUUCUCAUUUCCAAAAAGAGUUCCACUGUUGAGGAGAGGUUGAGGAGAUGCAAUUUGACAAAUCCAAGAUACAAGUUUCUGCAUAGGUCAGAUCCUUUUCAUGCGUUUUACCAGCAGAAGCUUAGAGAGUACCGUUCUCUAAAGACUGAUGCUAAUGUUGUUGAUGAUGAUUCUGAUGAUGGGUUUGAUGCUGCUCUUGCUGCAAAUCGUGAUAUUAUUUUGCCUAAGUACAUUUCUCUGUCUAAUUUUCUUCAGUGGGAAAUCCCUCAAGGGAUGACCCUCAGCGAGUUUGAUACUAUUAAGCUCACAGCUAUGUUUGUGGGUUGGUAUGGGAGUGAGUUUUGGUUGGGUUUGCAUGCAAGAGCUGUUCCUCAGCUUGGGUUUAUGAAUCCAAGUAAUGGGAGGUUCAGUAAGUUUACUGAGCUUACUGUUGCGUAUUCCAAAGUGUUAACACCUCCAACUAAUCUGAUUAAAGAGCUGGGAAAUAAUGCCGCUUAUCUGGAAGCCAUUAUUGAUGCUUUUCUCCAAUGUCUUCAAUGGAAAUCUUUCGACCACUACAGAUGGCGUCAGGGAGGAGAGCAGUCUUUGAUUGACUGGCAUGCUUCUGUCACCAAAGAUUUUGCUAACAAGGGCCAGAAUCAUCAUCAAGAUCUGCCACCACUGCCACAAAAGCAGUCCCCUCCACUACUUGAGGAACCAAAUCCAAAGAGACAGAAGCUUGACGUCAACGGGUCAGCCCUUGUUCCAGAAGACCAGUUUCUUGCUCAACAUCCGGGCUCGUCUACGAUCACGGUUUCUGUUCCCAACGCUGAUGGUGGUGGUCAAGUCAUUGAGAUCACGGUGCAGUCGUUAUCGGAAAGCGUGGCUAGCUUGAAGGAGAAAAUAGCAGAGGAGAUCCAAGUUCCAGCUGCAAACACACACAAGUUGAUGAUUAGUGGGAAAGCCAUGGUUUUGGAGGACACCGACAAGUCUCUUGCACAUUACAACGUUGGAGCAGGAGAUAUCCUUACACUGUCUCUGUGAGUGAGUGUAUCCGCAAAGGAAAAAUAAAUGCUUCUCAUGCAUGAAUCUCCUCUUUUAAUGACUACUCUCUAUCUUUAGUUCAUUGCCUUAAAACUAUCUCUUACUACUCUCUAUCUUUAGUACGUACAUUGCUCUUUAUUAGUGUGACUUAAAUAAGUUUGUGUUGGAUUCUUAUCUUAAAAUGGUAUUUCAUGGGAUA
Messenger RNA from Capsella rubella, 1578 nucleotides. RefSeq names its product probable splicing factor 3A subunit 1. NCBI's taxonomy places the organism in Eukaryota, Viridiplantae, Streptophyta, Magnoliopsida, Brassicales, Brassicaceae. Gene Ontology annotation, cellular component: catalytic step 2 spliceosome; U2-type prespliceosome; U2 snRNP. The record is from RefSeq and is a predicted model, not a curated record. The coding region runs from base 96 to 1379 and encodes 427 amino acids. Gene Ontology annotation, biological process: mRNA cis splicing, via spliceosome; regulation of alternative mRNA splicing, via spliceosome. The transcript is spliced from 3 exons. Gene Ontology annotation, molecular function: RNA binding; protein binding.